AUGGACGUAGAUCACGAAGUAAAGUUGCUUGUUGAUGCCAUCAACAGAUUAGGAACCAAGGGUGCCAACGGAAAGGUAUCUGUUAAAUACGGUGUCCUCUUCAACGAUGAUGAAGUCGCAAACACUUUUGAAGCUUUAGUUGGAACCUUAAAGGCUGCCAAGAAGAGAAAGAUCCUCACUUAUGACGGUGAAAUCUUACUCCAACGUGUUCACGACAAUGUAGAUGUCAUUUUACUCUAA
Cavenderia fasciculata is the source of this 240-nucleotide messenger RNA. RefSeq lists its product as uncharacterized. The transcript is spliced from 2 exons. NCBI's taxonomy places the organism in Eukaryota, Evosea, Eumycetozoa, Acytosteliales, Cavenderiaceae. The record is from RefSeq and is a predicted model, not a curated record. Bases 1 to 240 code for a protein of 79 amino acids. Gene Ontology annotation, biological process: regulation of actin filament-based process.